CAAACCAGAAAAAAAAACCCCAGGGUAAUGGCAAAUGCAAUAGCAAUACUACUAAGGCAAGCUAACUCAACCAAACACAAAUCCUCUCAUUUACCUUGUCUCUCUCUUCCUCCAAAAUAUUCAAACAAGAAAAGAAAGGAAUUCCUCCCCCAUAUAAUAAUACCUCUAUAUCUCUUCCAUAAUCCUAGCCUCUCUUCCUUCCUCACAAUGGCAACAUUCAUCCGAAAUUUGGUCAUCAGCUAUGCCUUUCUUGCAGUUUUUCUCUCAGCAGGUAUUGGAGUUUUUGUAGGUGUUGAGUCUUUUGGAAUCAACUAUGGUCAAGUGGCUAACAAUUUGCCACCACCAGACAAAGUCCUUGAAUUGUUGAGCACCCUUAAUCUCACAAAAACAAGAAUCUAUGAUACCAAUCCUCAGAUUUUGAGUUCUUUUGCCAACUCAAACAUUGAAAUAAUUGUGACAGUGGAAAACGAAAUACUAAGCCAGUUGGAUGAUCCUCAACAAGCAGCUCAAUGGGUGAACAGCCACAUCAUACCGUACCUUCCAGAGACAAAGAUCACAGGGGUUCAGGUUGGGAAUGAGGUCUUCACUGAUGAUGACACCACUCUUAUUCAGCACCUUGUGCCAGCAGUAGUGAACAUUCACAAUGCUCUAUCUCAGUUAGGCUACUCAAACAUCAAAGUUUCAACACCUAGUUCGUUGGCAGUGCUUGCUUCCUCGUACCCUCCUUCAUCUGGUAGUUUCCAAAGUGAAAUCUCUGGGAUCAUGUACCAGUUUUUGAACUUCUUGUCAACCUCUAAGUCCCCCUUCUGGAUCAAUGCCUACCCCUACUUUGCUUACAAGGAUAGUCCAAAUGGGAUUUCUUUGAACUAUGUGUUGUUCAAUCCCAAUGCAGGAAUGGUUGACCCUUACACCAAUCUCCACUAUGAUAACAUGCUUUAUGCUAUGGUGGAUGCUGUUUCGUUUGCCAUCGCUAAAAUGGGCUUCAAGGGGAUAGAGGUUAGGGUCUCUGAGACUGGUUGGCCAUCCAAGGGAGACGCUGACGAGGUUGGUGCCACGCCAAUGAAUGCUGCAACUUACAACAGGAAUUUAUUGAGAAGACAAAUGGCUGGUGAAGGGACACCUUUGAAUCCUAGAAUGAGGUUGGACGUGUACUUGUUUGCGUUGUUCAAUGAAGACUUGAAGCCUGGACCAACCUCAGAACGAAAUUAUGGUCUUUUUCGGCCCGAUGAAUCCAUGACGUACAAUGUUGGCUUGUCUGCUCUUGCAACCUCAUCAGCAUCAACUUCCUCCUCCUCUUCAGUUUCUCUUGCUUCCUCUGCCGCUAGGGUUAAGGUAGUAGCACCAUGGAAAUGCAAAAAGUUGGUGAACUGGAUUCUUGUCUGUGUACUGAUUUCAACCCUUUAUGGGUGAAAAAUAUCCCUAUACUGUGAAAUUCAUGUCAAUAUUACAGUUGGGAUUUUACUUCCUUCAAGUGACCAAAGAGAUCCACCCCUGAACAAAGGCAUUAUGGAAUCUCAAGUUCGAAAUUAAAGGUACUAUUUUGAAGAAAAUAGAGAACGACCAACACUCUGCAAACAAUUGG
This is a messenger RNA of Vigna radiata var. radiata (mung bean), 1582 nucleotides long. RefSeq names its product glucan endo-1,3-beta-glucosidase 14. Gene Ontology annotation, cellular component: plasma membrane. The record is from RefSeq and is a predicted model, not a curated record. The transcript is spliced from 3 exons. Lineage: Eukaryota; Viridiplantae; Streptophyta; Magnoliopsida; Fabales; Fabaceae. Gene Ontology annotation, molecular function: hydrolase activity, hydrolyzing O-glycosyl compounds. Gene Ontology annotation, biological process: carbohydrate metabolic process. The coding region runs from base 28 to 1410 and encodes 460 amino acids.